CCUGUUCUUCCACAGAUAAAGAUCUCCUCCUGCAAUCAUUUUAACUUAUACUGAAAUUCAACAUCAAGUUCCGGCAGCUUGUGGUCAACUUCUGAUCUGGUCACACACUCCUCACACACACCUCACACACUUCUCCAACACACUUCACACGGACUCCUCAUACACUCCUCCACUGUGCAUCAGGAUGAAGCUCGUCGCUCUGGUGCUCCUGCUCUCUGCUUUCUCCUCAAUGACCCUGACGGAGGUUGUGGAGAAUAUAAAUGAGUGGAAGUCUAAGUGUCAUGACUUCUUUAUUCCAAACCCUAAAGAUCAAAAUGAUGUCAUCACCCCCACUGUUUUCAAUACGCAUAAAAAGAUUUGUCAGAGCUGGAAAAACAAAUACAGAUUUGCCACCCUGUAUGACACUGAGAGGAAGAUUCCUGUUUACUCGGCCUACACGUUCGCACAGGAAGUGGAGACAAAACGCAAAAAUUUUUGGAAAUAUGAACCUCAGCUUGAAAAUAUUAGCGAUCAGAAAGACAUGAAAAACUUUCCAAGGAACAGAACGACCAAUUUAAUUCACCAGGCUACGAACUCGGAUUAUACAAACAGUGGGUAUACUCGCGGUCAUGUGUUUCCACGCUUCUAUGCUGCUGAUCAGGAGCAAGCAGAUUCCACCUUCACUUUAACCAACAUAGCUCCACAAAAGGAACAAAGCAACACAGAGUGGGAAAGGCAAGUGGAGCGACCAAUGCAAAAAGAAAUAAUAAAUAGUUGCAAGCCUGAUCAAAAACGCAAGGCGUACAUAGUGACCGGGGUUGUUCCAGGAAAUAAUUGGACGCCCACAGAAAAACAAAAUAAAAAAGACAAAAAAAAAAUUAACAUUCCCAGUCAUUUUUGGAGCGCUUUCUCCUGCAGAGACAUUAAUGAAAAUCUCAUCUCUGCGGCCUACAUCGCUGAGCAAGACAAAUUUGAAAGAAAGAAGAUGAGUGUUAUGGAGCUGAACAACAAUCUAACUAACCUGUAUAAAAUAAAUUUUUACGUCUUUGGGGAAUUAAAUUUCUAAAAAAAAAAAAAGAAUAAUUUGAUGGUUAAUGUUAAGGUUUAAGAGCCUAGCUUCUUCCUUUUUAACAUGACAUUUCUUUUUUUAGAUCUUAAAUUGCAUAAAAUGGCUUUGUUCAGGUAAUGAUAAUUAAAACUUCUUCAGCAAGGACCUUUUAGGAACAAAAUGUGCUAUUAUCAUAUUGCAGUAGAGUUUAAUAAAAAGUGGUGCAUUGAUUAAGGGGGAAAUUUUAUUGUUAUUAUUAUUAUUUUUUUUAUUUAUUAAUAAUAAUAAUAAUAAUAAUAAUAAUAAUAAUGUAGGGAAUGUUUCAUUUUUAAUGUGUUUCAUAAUAUUCGGUGUUUGCGUGUGUUUUCCUUGUUUGACUUCUUUGACAUCAGCAAAACACAUUCCUUAGUAUAAUCUAUGUUCAGUGUCUUAAAACCUGCUGAAGGCUUAUAAAUGCAGAACUGUUCCCACGCUUAAGUUCUCCUCCAUGUUAUCUUUUAGAAACAUUCCAGACCAUCUGUACCCACUUCUGCACCCCUAUUUUAAGUGCUUUCUGUGUGUGUGUGCAUAUAUAUAUUCCUGUCUUCUCCAAUAAACU
Messenger RNA from Clarias gariepinus (North African catfish), 1625 nucleotides. Its product is annotated as endonuclease domain-containing 1 protein-like. The record is from RefSeq and is a predicted model, not a curated record. Bases 185 to 1045 code for a protein of 286 amino acids. The transcript has 3 exons. Lineage: Eukaryota; Metazoa; Chordata; Actinopteri; Siluriformes; Clariidae. Gene Ontology annotation, molecular function: metal ion binding; nucleic acid binding; hydrolase activity.